Molecule: messenger RNA, 2343 nt
Organism: Sesamum indicum (sesame)
Lineage: Eukaryota; Viridiplantae; Streptophyta; Magnoliopsida; Lamiales; Pedaliaceae
Source: RefSeq, a predicted model, not a curated record
UUAACAACAGCAGUUGUUUAGUAGGAAAAAUUAAGGUAAGAAUUAAGAUAGGAAAUUGAAUCAAUGGCGCCCAGGCUAUGGAGCCAGAAUGUUUUGUUUGGGUUCUUGCUGUUGAUGCUACUAGCAAUAGUAGCAGCAAGUACUCCACCAGGAAUAGCCAACAACCCUAGCCAUGCAAGAUGCUUGAUCAAGAAAUACAAGCAUUGCUACAAUUUGGAGCAUGUUUGUCCCAAGUUUUGCCCUGAUUCCUGCACUGUCGAGUGUGUUUCAUGCAAACCUAUUUGUGACAAUGGCUCCACCUCUCCACCACCUGACUCUGAGUCCGUGCCGCCUCUGCCACCUUCAGAGGGCAGCGGUGAUGGAAACGGAAAUGAUGGUGGAAAUGGAAACGGCAAUGGAAACGGCAACGGAAACGGUAAUGGCAAUGGCAAUGGCAAUGGCAACGGCAAUGGCAGUGGCGGCGAAAAUGAUGCUGGAAAUGGCAAUGGGAACGGCAACGGCAAUGGUAAUGGAAACGGCAACGGCAAUGGCAAUGGCAAUGGCAAUGAUGGAAAUGGCAAUGGCAAUGGCAAUGGCAACGGUAAUGGAAAUGGGAAUGGCAAUGGCAAUGGCAACGGCAAUGGCAACAACAGCGACGACGACGGCGGCGAAAAUGGAAAUAAUGGUGGGAAUGAAACCGGAGGUGAUAAUGGAAACGGCAAUGGGAGCGGAAACGACGAUGGCAGUGGAAAUGGAAAUGAUGGUGGCAAUGGCAGUGGCAACGGCAACGGUAAUGGUAAUGGUAAUGGUAAUGGCAACGGAAAUGGCAAUGGCAAUGGCAACGGCAACGGCAAUGGUAAUGGUAAUGGCAACGACGGCGAUAAUCUAUCUCCUCCUCCAUCAACUCCAACUUCUCCACCAACCCCACCUCCACCAGAAUAUUUCCCUCCCCCUCCUACAACACCAACUUCUCCACCAACUCCACCUCCACCGCAAUAUUACCCUCCCCCAACUCCUACAACACCAACUCCAUCUCUUUCUCCAACUUCUCCACCCACCGCACCGCCACAGCCGCCUACUCCAUCACAAACUCCAACAACACCAACACCAGCAACUCCACCAACAUCCCCUCCAGCUGGUACACAGCCACCAGCCACCCCAACUCCUCCCUCAUCUCCAGCACCUAAUUCUGCUCCUCCCACCUCUACUCCCACACCUCCAUCAAACCGGUCUCCUCCCCCUCCCGGCGAUUCAUCAAGUGAUGCUGGAGGCAGGAGAAAGAGGUGCAGGAACAGAAACUACCCCCAGUGUUAUGGUUUGGAACAUGUAUGCCCUAGCUCUUGUCCUCAUACGUGCGAGGUCGACUGUGUCACUUGCAAACCUGUCUGCAAGUGUGAUAUGCCAGGAGCCGUGUGCCAAGACCCUCGUUUCAUUGGAGCCGACGGCAUCACUUUCUACUUCCACGGCAAGAAGGAUCAAGACUUCUGCCUCGUGACCGACCCAGAUCUCCACAUCAACGCCCACUUCAUAGGAAGAAGAAACGAAAACAUGAAGAGGGACUUCACCUGGGUCCAAUCCAUCGCCAUUCUCUUUGGCGAUCACCAGAUCUUCGUUGGCGCCCGGAAAACCGCCACCUGGGAUGACGCCGUCGACCGCCUCUCCCUCACCUUCGACGACGAGCCCAUCGUCCUCCCCACUUCCGAGGGCUCGACAUGGCGAUCGGCCGCCGUUCCAACGGCCGUCGUGAAAAGGGACGGCGAGACCAACAGCGCAAUCAUCGAAGUUGAGGGGCUUUUCAAGAUUUCAGCUAAGGUGGUGCCCAUUACCGAGCAGGAAUCGAGAAUACACAAUUACGGAAUCACGAAAGACGACUGCUUCGCCCAUCUUGAAUUGGGAUUCAAAUUCUUCUCGCUGAGUGGAAGCGUGAACGGAGUCUUGGGGCAGACAUACGCAGAUAAUUACGUGAGCAAGGUGAAAAUGGGAGUUCCAAUGCCAGUUCUCCGAGGAGAAAGGGAAUUUGCAGUUUCAAGCCUGUUUGCGACGGAUUGUGCUGUUUCCCAGUUCCAAGGCGGAAAAUCAGAUGCGGCCGCUGCCCUUUUGGAGCUGCCGAGCAUGAAAUGUGGAAGUGGGAUCAACGGAAGGGGAGUAGUUUGCAAGAGAUGAGGAUGAGGAUGAGGCUGACCACACUCUUUGAGUUUUACUUACUACUAAAAAUGCCAUUAUUAACGAAAGAACAAAUAAAUGGCAGUUCAAUUCUGUAUUUUUUCUUUCUUUUUUUCUAAAUAAACUCUCAAAACCUAUUUUGUAAUUUGUUCAAUUAGAAAUGUUUCUUUCAAUUCUACUGGAAAAGGAGGACAACGAACA